AACUAUUCAUCACAGUACACGGGUUUCAGCGCGUGAUCCCCACGCGCGAUGCUUCAAAUAACUAACGAAACCCCAAAAAUUCCCAAAACCAUAUCUCAGAAACCCUCACCAAUGACUGAGUCAAUGCCUGCCGUGGAGCCGUCACCGGAGCCCUCGCCGGAGCCGUCACCGGAGCCUCCAGCGUCUGAUCUCGUGUUUGACGACUUCUCCUCCAACUUCAACGCCUUCCUCAUCCCCUCCAUGGACUCGCUCUUCAACACCACUGACGCGCUCCCCUUCGCCUCCGAUCUCGAAUUCGGCAUGGAUUUCGACAACAACGGGGAAUUCGAAAUCACCUUCGACGACCUCGACGAACUCGACGACAUCUUCAUCCCCUCCGACGCCGAGGAUUUCCUCCUCCCCGACGUCUGUAACUCUAAGUACGACUCCGCUUCGCCGCCGAUCGACGCAAAGAAUUCCGAUUCGCCGGAUUCCGACGUGUCCGCGGUUUCCGGCGAGGGCGAUUCCGCGGAUAAUGUUAGGGUUUCGAGCGUUCCGUCGCCGGAGGCUGAGUUUUGCGACCGGGAGGAGUCUUCUAACGGACCGGUUUCGUCGCAGGGUUCCGGCAACGGCGGAUCGGGUGUAUACGAGGCCAUGCACUCGCCCUCACCUGAUUCCGGCCCUUACGAGAGGGACAUAACAUCGUCUCAUGCGCAUGCAGUUACAAACAAUGAUGUGAAAAUGGAGGAAGCUCCAGCUUUUGAUCUGAAGAGAAAGAAAGAAAGUUGCGAUGGAAGUGCUACCAAGCACAGAAGGUUCUCUUCCUUGGUGGAGAAUAAUAAUAAUAACACCGAGAAACAGUCUCAGUCUGGUUUGAAUGGAAUUGACGAUGAGGAUGAGAAAAGGAAGGCGAGGUUGAUGAGGAACAGGGAAAGUGCACAGCUUUCUAGGCAGAGGAAGAAGCAUUACGUGGAGGAGCUUGAGGAGAAAGUGAGAUCAUUGAAUUCCAUCAUUGCUGAUAUGAGUAGUAAGAUGUCGUAUGUGGUGGCUGAGAAUGCUACACUUAGACAGCAAGUGGGUGCUGCUGGUGUCAUGUGUCCUCCUCCUCCAGCACCUGCUCCUGGGAUGUACCCUCAUCAUCCUCCAAUGGCACCUAUGCCUUAUCCGUGGAUGCCUUGUGCUCCUUAUGUUGUUAAGCCUCAAGGGUCUCAGGUUCCUUUGGUUCCCAUUCCUAGGUUGAAGCCUCAGCAACCUGCUUCAGCCCCCAAGGGUAAAAAGAGUGAGAACAAGAAGAGUGAGGGGAAAACUACGAAGGUUGCUAGCAUUAGUUUGCUGGGUUUGUUUUUCUUUAUCAUGCUUUUCGGUGGGCCUCUUGUUGAUUUUAGGUUUGGGGGUUUAGUGGAGAAUGUUCCUGGUACUGGUAGGUCUAAUUAUGUUAGUGAUAGGGUGUAUGGUCAAGGUGGAGGGAAGGUUUGGUCUUUGAAUGGUCGUAGGAAUGGGUCUGAAAGAGAUGAGGAUGUAGGGUUUUCUAAUGGUGGGAGGUUUAGUGUUUCUGACAGAGUGAAUUAUGAGCGAGGCCGGAAUUUUAGAGAAGAAAGGCAUGAUCGUCGGAAAGGCUCGGAUGAUUUCGGUCGUCAGGGCAAUGCCAGUGAGCCUCUUGUUGCUUCUCUGUAUGUACCUAGGAAUGAUAAGAUGGUGAAGAUUGACGGGAACUUGAUUAUCCAUUCCAUUAUGGCCAGUGAGAAAGCCAUGGCAUCUCAAACUGCUGAGGCAAAGAAGGACAAGAGAGAAACUGGGUUGGCCAUUCCUAAGGAUUUGGAUUCUGCACUGGCUAUUCCUGGAGUUGGAAGAAGCAGAGGUCAACAUCCACAUGUGUAUAGUGUUUCUCCUGAACAGAGGAAGGCUCUUGGCUCUGGUUCAACCAAAGUUUUGAAGGACCAUAUGAAGUCCUCUGUAACUGAUGGUAAAAUGCAACAGUGGUUCCGUGAAGGUCUCGUAGGGCCAAUGUUAAGUUCUGGCAUGUGCACUGAAGUUUUCCAGUUUGAUGUUUCUCCAAGUCCUGGAGCAAUAGUUCCUGCAACAUCAGUAGCCAAUGUUUCCACUGAAAACCGUCAGAAUGCUACCAGUGUCAAAAAGACCAGGAAUAGAAGAACCCUUCAUGAGCUCCCAGAGCCGCUUAAUGGAUCUAGUCUGAACAUAACUGAAGAACGAGUAAAGAAUUUGCAGAAAGACCACCUCCAUGGUAAUAAGUCUUCUAUGGUAGUUUCAGUCCUUGUUGAUCCCAAAGAGGCUGGCGAUGGUGAUGUUGAUGUUGACGGCAUGAUGAGACCAAAGUCACUCUCUCGGAUUUUUGUGGUUGUGCUAAUUGAUAGUGUCAAGUAUGUCACUUACUCUUGUGGUCUGCCUCGUGCUUCUCCCCAUUUGGUGACUGGUUACGUAUGACAAUCCUUCGGAAAAAAGUUUUGAUGCAGCCGAAGCAUCUAACCUGAGUUCUAGUUUCUGUAACAAAGGAUGUGGGGGACUGGGAAGGAAAGAAACUCAUCUCCAGUUUUGUACAUAUUAACAUAUUUAAAGUAGCAGUCUUGAAAAUGUACCUGAGAAUUUAGGAGCUGGGCUUGAAUGGGGUUGACCAACUGCGUGUACUGAGUUUUUUGGGUGAAUACUGGGUGUAGAGUUGAGACCUUUCAUAGAAACUUAAUAAUAUAUGCCCACCUUAUAGUUUAAAAGUGGUUCC
Glycine soja is the source of this 2713-nucleotide messenger RNA. RefSeq names its product bZIP transcription factor 17-like. The record is from RefSeq and is a predicted model, not a curated record. The transcript is spliced from 2 exons. Gene Ontology annotation, cellular component: nucleus; endoplasmic reticulum membrane. Gene Ontology annotation, molecular function: DNA-binding transcription factor activity. Lineage: Eukaryota; Viridiplantae; Streptophyta; Magnoliopsida; Fabales; Fabaceae. Bases 49 to 2421 code for a protein of 790 amino acids.